Tribolium madens (black flour beetle) is the source of this 1373-nucleotide messenger RNA. Its product is annotated as cyclin-C. NCBI's taxonomy places the organism in Eukaryota, Metazoa, Arthropoda, Insecta, Coleoptera, Tenebrionidae. The record is from RefSeq and is a predicted model, not a curated record. The transcript has 5 exons. Bases 499 to 1254 code for a protein of 251 amino acids. Gene Ontology annotation, cellular component: mediator complex; nucleus. Gene Ontology annotation, molecular function: cyclin-dependent protein serine/threonine kinase regulator activity. Gene Ontology annotation, biological process: positive regulation of transcription by RNA polymerase II.
AAUAAAGCCAAUCUGCACAGCACUGCUUUAUGUCAACUUUAAAAACCUCCCUAUUCUCAAGAUUGGACUCGUCCGGGUGUGUACUUUUGGCUUAUACCCCACUCUAACCACUGCUUCUACUUGUAAUAGUAAAAGAUAGACAUAAUUUAGACUUUAUAAGGAAGAAAGAGACAAAGCUAUAGCAAAAGCUUUUGCUACAUUUUAUUCAACCAACUCCUUGUUUGGUUUUGCCAUAUGGUUAGAAUAAAACCAUCGAAUAAUAAAAAUCAACGUUUCAGGCGCAAGUACCAUGAUUAGAUAGUUUUAGAAAGUAGAUUUUUUUAAACGGGUUCGUAGGUCAAAUGCACUUUGAAUAGUUCAUUGGCCCAAGUAAUUGACUAAUUGACAGUUGAAGUUCUUUGACCGGUUUCUUUUGCGUUUUUUGUGUUAAGUAAUCGACUGAAAGCUUAAAAUUGUAUCCAGAGUGUGAUUUAAUUCAUCGUUGAAUUUGUUUUUGCAAUGGCUGGAAACUUUUGGCAAAGUUCACACCACCAGCAGUGGCUUUUAGACAAGCAGGAUUUAAUAAGGGAGCGCCAACAUGAUCUUCAAGUGCUCACUGAAGAUGAGUAUCAAAAAAUAUUUAUUUUUUUUGCUAGUGUUAUACAAACUCUAGGUGAACAGUUGAAACUACGUCAACAAGUUAUCGCAACUGCAACUGUGUAUUUUAAACGAUUUUAUGCGAAAAAUUCACUCAAAUGUAUAGAUCCAUUGUUGUUGGCCCCUACUUGCAUUUUUCUAGCUUCCAAAGUGGAAGAAUUUGGGGUAAUUUCUAAUUCUAGAUUAAUUACAACGUGUCAGACAGUUAUUAAGAAUAAAUUUAGUUACGCUUACACUCAAGAGUUUCCAUAUCGCACAAAUCACAUUUUAGAGUGUGAAUUCUAUUUGUUAGAAAAUCUCGAUUGUUGCCUAAUUGUCUAUCAGCCUUAUCGACCUCUUUUACAACUAGUACAAGAUAUGGGUCAAGAACAAGACCAACUGUUAACUCUAGCUUGGAGGAUAGUGAACGAUUCUCUUCGAACUGAUAUAGCAUGUGUUAUCUUACAAAAGGAUCACAAAGCUUGGUUUGCUGAAUUAAAUGUAGACAUUGAAAGAAUUCAAGAAAUUGCUAGAUAUGUCAUUAAUUUAUUCGAACUGUGGAAGACUUAUGAUGAAAAGAAAGAAAUUCAAGGACUUUUGAGCAAAAUGCCUAAACCAAAACCUGCUCCACAAAGAUAGAAAUCACAAUUUCUACGUGACUACGCUUAUAACUCUAUCAUUAAAAUUAUAUUUAUUUCUUUAUGAAUCAAUACAUAAUUGUGCUAAUUUCUGAAUAAAGUUCCUAGAUUUAUGAACUA